AUGGCUUCUAUGCCCACCAUGAACGCCAUGGGCGGGCCGGUGAACGCGCCGAUGAACAUGAUGAACCACGCUGGCGGUGCCAUGGCCGCGCCACAGCCCACAACAGUCCCUCCGCGUCAAAAUCCUCCUCCACAUACCCAUACCCUGGAGGCUGGUCGCACUCUUCUCAAUACCUAUAUCUAUGAGUAUUUCAUCCGCUAUGGCAUGUUUGACUGCGCUCGCGCCGUCUACCAGGAAGAUCCCCACAUCAAUGUCAAGAAGGACAGCCCGGGGAAGAUGCGCGACGAGAACGGGAAUAUCAUCGGUAACGGCAUGGGCGACGAUCCCAUGGAUACAGAUUCCAAGGACGGCAUCGACCCGAAGCGCCCGAGCGAUCUUCCCGCUCCGAACGUCCCGACGCCGGUACCCGACAGCUGCUUCUUGCUUGAGUGGUUCUGUCUCUUCUGGGAUAUGUUCAAUUCGCAGAAGGGCAAGGGGUCGAAUGGCCAGGUGAACCAAUACGUUCAACACACACAGUCGCGUCUUCGGCAGGAACAACAACGAGACAUGCUUCGGCAAAUGCGCCCCGACAUGGCCGCCCAGCAAUCGUUCCAGCAGCACCUUAUGCGGGGUAUGCCGAACGGCGCGAUGAAUAUGGCAAUGAAGCCGGGUAGUCUGCAGAGGGCUGCCAUGGCUAACAGCCAAAACCCCCAAGCGAUGCAGAUGCUCCAGCAGAAAGCUGCCCAGAUGCAGCGCGAUCCCUCUGGAAUGGAUGGUAAUCAGAGACCCGCUUCGCCUAGCACGGCUGAGAACGCUCCUUCGCCCUCAAAACGGCCGCGACUUGAUAGCGGCCCUGGUCCGUUCAACCCGAAUCAGGCCGUUAUGAUGCCGACCGGUCGGCCGGGGCAAGGCAUGCCUGGACAGCAGCAGGUAGGGAACGGCCCUGACACAGCACGCGCACUGCUCCUUCAGCAUGGCAUCAACCCAACGUCGCUGAAUCCUCAGCAGCUUCAGGCCUUUGCCUCCGCAGUACCCCACGUACAAGCCAAGACUCUUGCGGCGUAUGCGACUAACAUGUCACAGCACCAUGGUAACCAGAUGCCUAACAAGCCCAUGGGCAACGUCACCGGUCCCCAAGCUCAGGGCUCGCCAAUGGUGGGACCCGGACCCGACGGUAACUCGCUGAGCCAGUACUACAACCCGGGUGAGAUGGGCCCUGGCGGCAUGCGGCCCGCUGGUGCCAACGGCCAGACUGGCGGCAGCAAUCAUGCCCUGCAGGAUUACCAGAUGCAGUUAAUGUUGCUUGAGCAGCAGAACAAGAAGCGCCUGAUGAUGGCACGCCAGGAGCAGGAUAUGAACACGGGCAGCAUGCCGCGCACCGAUGGUCCCGGCGGCCCAGGCGGUCCUGGUGCUCCCGGUGGCCCUGGUGCCGCGCCCGGAGGCCCCAAUGCCCCAGCUUUUCAGGGCACAUCCCCUCCUGGAGGCCGGACCGGCGCCUCUCCGAACCCUGCUGACCAGAUGAAGCGUCCCGGACAGCAGCUGAACAACCCUGCCAACAUGGGAUCGCCCCUUCCCGACGGUGCUGGCCAGCAGCGGAGUUCACCUAACGCCAUGAACUUUAUGGGCACCGCAAACAUGGACCCGAACGCUGGGCCGCAUUUUGGCAUGAACAUGAACAUGGCCCAAAUAAAUGGAAGCAUGCGCCCUCCCAGUUCUCAUCCCCAGUUUAACGGUCAGAUGAACCCUCAGAUGAUUGCUACGCAGCGUCAGGCGCAACAGCCCGGUGCCCAGGGCGCGCCCGGUAUGCAGUGGCCGCAACAGGGAGGCCCGAACGGGCAGAUGACGGGGCAGCCGCCGCAGCCACAGCAGGUUCAGGGAACGCCGACGCCCGCUCAACGUGCCAUGCCCCCGCCGGCCGCCCCGGCCGCCAAUAACACUACCGCUACGACUGCCCCUAAUCAGGCAAACGCCAGGGCAACCGCAUCUCCUCAGGUCAGCAAUGCAGCCCCCCCCACGCCCCAGCCGGCAGCCAAGCCGCCACCGAAAAAGAAAGAAACCAAGACGGCUAAGAGCAAGACUGACGCGACGCUCAAGGCUGCUGCGCAAAAGAAGAGCAACCCGAACCUCAACAACGCUGGCGCUACCCCUGCCCCAGAGCCUGACGCUCCCCAGGAGGCCCCGACCCCUGCGACGCCGAUUACGCCGGUCAACCCAGGCAACUUCGUUAAGAACCAGCCGCAGAACCCCAACCCCGCCGGUCAGGUCGUGCCGAACGGACAGCCGCCUGCUCCCCAGCAGCAACAGCAAGCACAAGCCCCUCCUCAAGCAGCUCCUGUGCAAGCGUCUCAAGCUCACAACCCCGAUCCCAACCAGACUAAUUUUGUCGACGCUGAGACGAUGCAGAAUUUCCAUAUUGACUUUGCCAAUCCUAUGCAGUCCGAAAACGUGAUAGACGGCUUCGAUUUCGAAUCGUUCAUUCAUGACGGCAACGGUGGCGAUGAUGGCACGUUCGACUUUGGCUCAGGCUUCUCGAUGGAUCCGGAUACCACGAUUGGUGCCGGAACGGACUAG
This is a messenger RNA of Thermochaetoides thermophila DSM 1495, 2550 nucleotides long. RefSeq lists its product as uncharacterized. Gene Ontology annotation, biological process: positive regulation of transcription by RNA polymerase II. The transcript has 5 exons. Bases 1 to 2550 code for a protein of 849 amino acids. Lineage: Eukaryota; Fungi; Ascomycota; Sordariomycetes; Sordariales; Chaetomiaceae. Gene Ontology annotation, cellular component: nucleus. The record is from RefSeq and is a predicted model, not a curated record.